This is a messenger RNA of Telopea speciosissima, 4247 nucleotides long. RefSeq lists its product as uncharacterized. NCBI's taxonomy places the organism in Eukaryota, Viridiplantae, Streptophyta, Magnoliopsida, Proteales, Proteaceae. Gene Ontology annotation, biological process: chromatin remodeling. The record is from RefSeq and is a predicted model, not a curated record. Gene Ontology annotation, cellular component: cytoplasm. The transcript has 17 exons. The coding region runs from base 42 to 4202 and encodes 1386 amino acids.
AGAGGAAAAGAGAAGGCUUUCGUUCUCUUUUGAACUCUUCAAUGGAAGAAACAGCAGAAACGGAUGCAGGUACGACCUCCAUGGACGAGGAAACCCUGAGUCGUGUCUUCUCUGAGCUAAAAGUCUUCUCCCUAAACCUUCUCGACCUUCUCCAGAACCCCAAAAAAGAUGUACGGACGAUCUCUGAACUGGCCGAGUUUCUUCGUGGGACCCCAGCUGAAGCUCUGCAACCAUUCUUCGAUUAUACCUUGUUCCCAUUGCUACUUCUCCUGGAUACAGCUGUUGGUUGCAGAUCUUCCCCGAAGAAUGAAUCCUAUGGGAAUUUUGGGAUGCUUAAUACACAGAAAACACCACAUAAAAUCAGUGAUAGUGUGGCGGAAAGCAUGCUUCUGUGUCUUGAGGAACUUUUGAAGAAAUGUCACUUUGGAUCUGUGGAUCAGAUGGUUGUGGUGCUGAAGAAAUUAACCUAUGGGGCUUUGCUUUCACCAUCUGAGGCGGCAGAGGAAUUUCGUGAAAGAAUAGUUCGUUGUUUUAGGGCACUGCUUUUGGGUCUACAUCCAUGCUCUGAUGAUUCUUGCAUGUGUAAACAGAUUCCUGGAUUGCCUAUUUUUCUACCAACUAGUGGUUUGCAAGUGCCACCUGUUCCAUUGAAAUUUUCUUCGAAACCAGAAAAUUGUUUAAUUGCAUAUCUCCAGUCACAAAAUGCAUCAGCUGCUGUCGGGCAUUGGCUCUCACUGCUUCUCGAGAUUGCAGGUACUGAGGCUGCACGAGGACAUCGUGGAAGUGCAAAACUCCGUGUGGAGGCCUUUUUAACAAUUCGAGUUCUUAUUGCUAAGGUUGGUACUGCUGAUGCACUAGCUUUUUUCUUACCUGGAGUAGUUAGUAAGUUUGCAAAAGUUUUGCGCAUUUCAAAGACAAUGGUAAGUGGCGCUGCUGGAAGUGUGGAAGCAACUGAUCAAGCUAUUAGAGGCUUAGCUGAAUUCCUUUUGAUAGUUCUUGAAGAUGAGGCAAACAUAUGUUGCCUUGAUAUGUCUACAACUGAUAUGACUGGCUUUGAUCCAAACAAAGACAAGUCUACCCAAUCGUUUCUAGAGGCACUUCGUCAUUUGCCUAGUGAGAGAGGAGGAGAUUCAAAUGCCCAGGCAAUCAAUAUUGUUACUCCCUUGGUUGAUCUGAAAGAGAAAAACAAUGUCAAGGCAGCCCAUAUUAUGGGAUCAUUUAAUGUGACUCGCACAAAAGAUUGGAUUACGGAAACUUCUGCUCACGUUGAUAGAAUGUUGGGUGCUACUUUCCCCCAUCUUGUUGGUCAUCCUUCAAAAAAAGUGCGGCAAGGACUUCUAGAUGCUAUACGAGGACUCUUGUCAAAAUGCUGUUACACACUCAAGAAGAGUAGAUUGAUGCUUAUGGAGUGCUUAUGUGUUUUGGUUUGUGAUGAUUCGGAGGAGGUGUCCAUUGCUGCGCAGGAAUUCCUUGAAUUCUUAUUCAUUUCAGGUGAAAAAGAUCUUAUGGAGAGUGAGGUUGCUGAAAUGUUUGGCAGGCUUGUUGAAAAACUUCCAAAGGCUGUGCUUGGAAGUGAGGAAACAGUAGCAUUGUUACAUGCUCAGCAAUUACUAGCAGUGAUUUACUAUGCAGGUCCGGAGAUUGUCGUACACCAGCUUCUUUGUUCUCCAAUUGCAGCUGCUCGAUGCUUUGAUGUUUUAGCACUCUGCCUGAGUCAAAACUCAGUAUUUGCUGGUUCACUUGACAAGCUUAUUUCAGCAAAACCAUUGUCAGUAGGAUACCUGCAUUCUAUUUCUGAGUUAAAAGGAAGUCCCCUGGUCACUGCUGACAAAGCUUUGAUGAAUGAUGUACCAUCUGAACUCCCUAAAAUUUCAGAAUUUGAUGAUAAAGCUUGUGAAGCUGAAAUAAUAAUUACAUGUAAAAAUUGUGAGCUACCACGCAUGCCUCCUUGGUUCGUUUAUAUCGGCAGUCAGAAAUUAUACGAGACAAUUGCAGGAAUACUUAGACUUGUUGGAUUAUCAACAGUGGCAGACCCUGCACAUGAGGUUUCAUUAUCUACUAUCGUUGAUAUUCCCCUGGGUGGUUUCCGUAAGUUAGUCUCUGAGAUUCGAAUGAAAGAACACCAUAAAGAAAGCUGGAACUCUUGGUACGCAAGAAGUGGUUCGGGUCAGUUACUACGUGAAGCAAGUACUGCUGUUUGCAUUCUAAAUGAGAUGGUAUAUGGUCUAUCAGAUGAAUCAAUUGAUAUUUACAGAAGGAUGUUUGGGAAGUCUAGGAUGAAUGGGGAAGAUAUAAGAGUAUCUGAGAUGAACUAUGCCGAUACUCACCCUUGCAAACUACGUCCUUUUGCUUUUAAUGACUCUUUCUGGAAGAUUUAUCAUGGGAAGGUUGCAAGAAGUGAGUUGGUUGAUUGUAUCGGCAGUAUUUUACACGAAUAUCUGUCUCCUGAAGUGUGGGUUCUUCCAGUAGAUCAGAAAUGUGAACAGGACAGUGAAGCAGAAGAAAUUACAUUGCAUUUUUUCCGUGACACCACAAUGCUACACCAGGUUAUUAUUGAUGGAAUAGGAAUCUUCAGUCUAUGUCUUGGAAAAGAUUUUUCUUCUAAUGGAUUUCUUCAUUCUUCUCUAUUUCUGUUGCUUGAGAAUCUUAUUUGUUCUAGUUAUCAAAUAAGAAGUGCUUCUGAUGCUGUCUUACAUAUCCUUGCUGCUUCAUCUGGCCAUCCUACGGUAGGGUGUUUAGUAGUGUCGAAUGCGGACUAUAUAAUUGAUUCCUUGUGUCGGCAAUUACGUCAUUUGGAUCUCAACCCCAAUGUGCCUAAUGUCCUUGCUGCUAUGCUUUCCUAUAUAGGAGUUGCUCAUGACAUAUUGCCAUUAUUGGAUGAACCGAUGCGUUCUGUUUCCCUGGAGCUUGAAGUUCUUGGCCGGCAUCAGCACCCAGAUUUAACUAUACCGUUUUUGAAGGCUGUGGCAGAAAUUGCCAAGGCAUCGAAGCAUGAAGCUACUAUAAUGCCCAUGCAGGCCGAGUCUUAUGCUUCACAAGUCAAAUCCAUGGUCUCUUUAAUGGAAGACAGAGUGAAACAGGAUUCAGGAAAAAAAUUAGUGUCACAUGAUAAUCAUGACAGUGAACUGUGUUGCACGGAAUCAGAAAUUGAUGCCAACUUCAAUGAAUGUGAUUCAAAUCUAGAGCACUGGGAGAAAAUGUUGUUCCUGUUAAAUGAAAAGCGCAGAUAUAGAAGAAUAGUUGGAUCUCUUGCUGGUUCAUGCUUGGUAGCUGCAACCCCAUUACUUGCAUCAGCAAAGGAAUCAGCAUGCAUUGUGGCUCUGAACAUAAUUGAGGAUGGAAUCACCACUCUGGAAAAAGUUGAAGAAGCAUAUAAACAUGAGAGGGAAUCAAAAGUAGCAAUUGAAAAAGCUAUCAUGAUUAUCUCUUUCCAUGAUCUUCAAGACAUGUUGGAUGCUGCAGAUGAAGGAACCGAUGAGAAUAGACUGCUUCCUGCGAUGAACAAAAUUUGGCCCUACUUGGUCGUUUGUGUUAAAAAUAAGAAUGCAGUGGCUAUCCGGAGGUGUUUGGGUGUGGUGAGCAGUGUAGUACAAAUCUGUGGAGGGGAUUUCUUUUCCCGUCGGUUCCACAAUGAUGGACCUCACUUUUGGAAGCUGCUAGCCACUUCUCCAUUUCGAAAGAAUAGAAAAGUGAGAAGUGAAGAAAGGCCAUUACAACUUCCCUAUAGAAGCACUUCCACAACUUCAGAAGAUGUGAUGGCUGAGGCUUCAAGUAUGAAGGUCCAAGCAGCAGCACUCAACAUGAUUGCUGAUUUAUCCAGGAACAAGAGGAGUGCUUCAGCUUUGGAGGUAGUUCUCAAGAAGGUUGGUGCGCUUGUUGUGGGAAUAGCUUGCAGCGGUGUUAUAGGACUUCGCGAUGCUUCGGUUAAUGCCUUGUCAGGGCUUGCUUGCAUUGACCCUGAUCUUAUUUGGCUUCUCCUGGCUGAUGUGUACUACUCUUUAAACAAGAAAGAUGUACCCUUACCACCCACCACAGAUUUUCCGGAAAUCUCCCAAAUUUUAUCCCCUCCACAGACUUCAAAGGAAUACCUUUAUGUGCAGUAUGGAGGGGAGAGUUUUGGCUUUGAUGUUGACUUAGCUUCGGUGGAAUUGGUGUUCCAGAAGUUGCAUUCUGUGGUGUUCAAUUCACAAACAUACAAUUAGAAAGGAACAUGUUACUAUAGUAAUGAUUUCCAUUCUUUUCCUUCA